AUGGAUAAAAAGUGGUACAUGAUUACGACCAUUUCGGGUAAAGAGGAUAAGGUAAUUGAGUCGCUUAAAAACCGGGUAGUUUCCGAAAACAUGCAGGACGAUUUUGACGAGUUCAAAGUCAUGCGCGUACCCCAUCUAACUCCCCGCGAGUUAGCUAAAAAAAACGCCAACGAACCGCACCGCGUUCGCGAAGUUAAUCUUUACCCAGGCUACAUUUUCAUCCGCAUGCGGAUGGGCAACGAAGCUUGGUUUUUGGUGCGUAACACCGAGUACGUGACGGGAUUAGUUGGCUCAUCGGGUCAGCGCACCAAACCGACACCGGUUUCCAAUUUAGAGAUGCGCAAAAUGAUUAAACGCGUCGAAAAAAUCCGCCACGAUUUUGAUGCCGGAAUCGUGCGGACCAACUUUGUGCCGGGUGUGAUCGUCGAGAUUAUCGACGGACCGGCCAAAGGUCAAAUCGGUCCGAUUUUAGAAAACGACGACGAACGGCAAGUGGCUAACGUGGAACUAAUUAUGUUUGAGCGCAAAACUCCGACCGAAAUUAGUUACAAAGAUUUAAAAAUCCGCAAGUAG
This is a messenger RNA of Centruroides sculpturatus (bark scorpion), 573 nucleotides long. RefSeq names its product transcription termination/antitermination protein NusG-like. The record is from RefSeq and is a predicted model, not a curated record. Bases 1 to 573 code for a protein of 190 amino acids. The transcript has a single exon. Gene Ontology annotation, biological process: regulation of DNA-templated transcription elongation; transcription elongation-coupled chromatin remodeling; DNA-templated transcription elongation. Lineage: Eukaryota; Metazoa; Arthropoda; Arachnida; Scorpiones; Buthidae.